GGCGUAUGCGUGUUACGCAACGCGACGUGAAUCCCCUCCUCCCUCCUCCCUCCUCCUCCCUCCGCUGCUGCGUAAACGGCGUAAAAAAAAGAUCCAGAGCUCGUCACAUCGCGCUCUCCGGUGAUGCACGAUCCCGUGGCUCUGCCCCCUGCGAGGCAUGUCUUCUCCCCGCUACGCCGCCGCCGCCGCCGCUCCUGCUUUGUCGCGUGAAACCACCGCGCCGUCGACCCUCCCCAGCUGAACCGGCCUGCCCGCCCCCCCCCCCGUCCUCCCGCCCCCCCCGACCGCCCGGUCGUCGGUCCGGUGUUUGUCCGGCCCCACACCGCAGCAGCAGCAGCAGUCGCCCCGGCAGCUGUGCCCUUUGCUCCUGAGCGCGGCUCCCAUCAUGACCUCCUCCUCCUCUUCCUCCUCCUCCUCCUCCUCCUCUUCCUCCUCCGAAAUUCGCUAAUGGGAUUCGCGGCCGCUCCGAGGUUUCCACAGCAACUGGCCGCCCGCUUCCAUUCGGCCCCUCGAUGAGGACGGGGACAGACACGCUCACCUAACACGGCUCCUCGCUGCGCGUCUCUGAUCUUUCUUUCUUUUUUUUUAUUGAGGGAGGGAGGGGGGGGGAGACUUGAGACCCGAGACGCGUCAAAGGUCUGCACAUGGGGGCGGGCAAGAGCAAGCCCAAGGAGCCGGGCCAGCGCUCGAUGAGCCUGGACGGCACCAUCGGCACAGGCUCCGACAGCGGGCGCUUCCACCACCUGGGCCCCGCCCAGCAGACCCAAACCCCCAACCGGAGCCCCGCGGUCGGGACGGGCAGGCGGGGGCAUCAGGGGCACCAGCACGCCCCGACAAACACUCCCGAGCUGGCUCUCUUCGGGGGCGUGGACCACAUGGGCACCAUCACCUCACCUCAGAGGGGACCUCUGUCAGGAGGUGUCACUACAUUUGUGGCUCUGUAUGACUAUGAGUCACGGACAGCGUCUGAUCUGACCUUCCGGAAAGGCGACAGGCUGCAGAUUGUCAACAACACGAAAAAGUACAGCUUCAGAGAAGGGGACUGGUGGCUCGCUCGCUCGCUAACGACAGGCGAGAGUGGUUAUAUCCCCAGCAACUAUGUGGCUCCGUCCGACUCCAUCCAAGCAGAAGAGUGGUAUUUUGGGAAGAUCACCCGGCGGGACUCGGAGAGGCUCCUUCUGAACCUACAGAACAGACGAGGAACCUUCUUGGUGCGGGAGAGCGAGACCACUAAAGGGGCAUAUUGCCUGUCAGUGCUGGAUUAUGACAACACCAAAGGCCUGAACGUUAAGCAUUACAAGAUCAGGAAGCUCGACAGCGGCGGUUUCUACAUCACCUCCCGCACCCAGUUCACCAGCCUACAGCAGCUAGUCUUCCACUACCGCAAGCACUCCGACGGGCUGUGUCAUGCUCUGUCGGACGUGUGUCCGGUGGCCAAACCUCAGACUCAGGGACUGGCCAGGGACGCCUGGGAGAUCCCCCGAGAAUCCCUCCGCCUCGACCUCAAACUGGGACAGGGCUGCUUCGGAGAAGUCUGGAUGGGUACGUGGAAUGGCACAACGCGAGUGGCCAUCAAAACCCUGAAGACCGGCACCAUGUCUCCGGAGGCCUUCCUCCAGGAGGCACAGGUCAUGAAGAAGCUGAGGCACGAGAAGCUGGUGCAGCUGUACGCCGUGGUGUCCGAGGAACCCAUCUACAUCGUGACCGAGUACAUGAGCCAAGGUAGCUUAUUGGACUUCCUUAAAGGAGAAGCAGGAAAGAUGCUUCGCCUGCCUCAGCUGGUAGACAUGGCUGCUCAGAUCGCUGCGGGCAUGGCCUAUGUGGAGAGGAUGAACUACGUGCACAGAGAUCUGCGUGCUGCCAACAUCCUGGUGGGAGACAGCCUGGUGUGCAAGGUGGCUGACUUUGGUCUGGCAAGACUCAUCGAGGACAACGAGUACACAGCGAGACAGGGAGCCAAGUUUCCAAUCAAAUGGACGGCACCGGAGGCAGCUCUGUACGGCCGCUUCACCAUCAAGUCAGACGUCUGGUCCUUUGGUGUGCUGCUCACAGAGCUGGCAACUAAAGGCAGAGUCCCCUAUCCAGGAAUGGUGAACCGCGAGGUGCUGGACCAGGUGGAGCGCGGCUACAGGAUGCCCUGCCCGGCCGAGUGCCCCAGCUCCUUGCACGAGCUCAUGCUCUCCUGCUGGAGGAAGGACCCGGAGGAGAGGCCUACGUUCGAGUACCUGCAGGGCUUCCUAGAGGACUACUUCACCUCCACAGAACCCCAGUAUCAGCCCGGGGAGAACCUAUAGAACCACCCACUGGAGGUGGGGCGGGGGGGGAGAACCUCAACACCGCACGAUCUGCACUAACCGACCUCAGAGGAAACGCCUGUGAGAGGAUCCGAGCCUGUGAAAGUCACGCGGGAGGAACUCGAGGUUCUUCUGUGGAAGCGAAAACAAAAAAAGCAAAAGCCCCGAGAUAGCAACUGACGGCAAUCGCCUCCGUGCUGUUGAGGAAGCGCUGCAGAAGAACCUGGAGAACCUCCUCCCUGAAAUCACUCACUGUUUACUGUGAGCUCUCCCGUAGCUGUAAAAGGAGAACUCCUGCUGGACAAACUCUGGCUCUGAUGUGGUGGGGGGUGGGGGGGGGGACCACACUUACAGACAAGAGCAAGAGGGAGCGAAGGAGCCUCCAGUCGAAGAGAGAGAAGGGAGGGGUAUUUCAGUCGGCCAUGAGCUGUUCAGCGACGCCUCCCUCCUUCCCUCUUCUGUCACGUCCCUCCUGUCGCCCUCGCCUGGAACCUUCUCCACCCGCAGAAGAGCACUGCCACCGGGGCUCAGGUGCCAAAUGAGAAAGUCGAAUCGCUCCGAAAAAAUGUCCCUCAUCUCCCUGCUGCCUCUCUCCUCUCUCUAUUUCUGUCUGACUUUCAGUAUCUCUCUCCAGUUUUCUCAAGUGCUGCUUCUUCACAGUGUGUCCGAAUAACUCGGCUCUGGAGCGCUCUACUUUGCGUCUUUAUUUAUGUUUACUUUGGGGUAACAUGCCCAAAGUACAAAUAAACUUCUUUCUCUUUUUUUUUUUUUGUCUGUGAUUAUCAAUAGGCAAGGUUGUGAGAACCACUAUCACAGUAGUUCCAGGAUAAUUGUUCUUUACAGGCUGGUUCUGUUACACUGAAAAAAAAAAUAAGAUUUUUAGGCCUUUAGCGCCUUCAUCUUUUUUUUCCCCGGCUGUUUUUUUCUUGACACAUGCUGAACAGCCACUGUGACCUGCUGGAUCCAACCCCGAUGAGAAAAACUGAUUUGGAUUCUGUUAGUGUUUAAAUCCCUGUUGUUGAUUUGAACUGGAAACGUUGCAAUGCAGAUAAUCAGCACUGUUGUGGUGGCGGCACUGGGCAGUAUUAAUAGUCACCAGCUCAUUUCCUCGGGGGCACAAAUGGCGUAUCCAACAUUUAUGUGAUCCACUAAAAGGCUGGUCCGGCUACCAAACCAAUCAUAUUACUGUUUAAUAAUCCAACUCUGAUCAAGAUGGGGGGGGAGCCUGCUGUGUUCUGUGCCAAACGAAUCACAUUUCUUUACUGCUGUCUAUGUAUAUACUGUUUUAUUAUCAAUGGGCUUUCUUAGUUCUUCAACAGGCAAGUGUUUACUUCAAAUUUAUAAUUACACUUUUCCAUUUACACUUUUCCAUUCCCCCAGUAAACGGCACGUGAGUCGAACGGGACAGACAAGCCCGUCACUGUUCGAUGAAGGAAUCAAAAGGUUUCCAUUUUGCUUCACCGCUGUUACGACCAUACGAAUAUGCAACCAGGCAUCUCUAAUGAAACUGUCAAACGUUGAUCAGGUAUAACCCUAAUAAAACUGUUUAUGACUUGCUAUAAGAGUUGAUUUUGAAACCAGUUAGCAUGCUUUUGUGCCGUUCUUCUCUUUGACCAUUGGCUGGGUUUGUAUUUAUGCUGUAAUGUGCAUCAACACGUGUUUGUUUCCUUUACUCGAGGCUCGGGCGAGGCGAGGGGAUCAUAGACAGACUUAGGAACACUUGUGCCAUUGACUUAUAAUUUUUUUUUUAAUAUAUAUAUCUUAUCCACUGACUGCUGCCAGUUCUCGCUGUCAUUCUGUACAUACUGUAGCUCUCUAGGGUUGGUUUUUACAUGUACGCCACUUUCAAAUGGCAUAUUUAUGUCCAUCAUCACACAUUUCACAGUGGUUUAGUUUAUGACGUAGUUGAUACAGCAACAGUAUAUAUGAUUAUAGAAUUUUAUUACCAACAAAUAGGACUAAACCAUCAAUUAUAAUAUGAGUCAUGCAGCAAUAAGAGAGAGGAUAGCCCACGCCCAUCAAAAACCCCAAAAUGAUUAUCCACGAAUAAUGAUGAACGAUGACGGCUAAUUGAAUCAAUAAGGUGGAUGACUCUGAAACGCCAUUGAAAAAGGAGUUUGGGCCAUUAAACGAUGUGACAAAACAUUUGAUGAAGUCAAAGAUGUAAAUAGUAUCUAAAACAAACGACUGUGACGAUCAUGUAAUUUGUUUUUUGUAUAGUUUUUCUUCAAUCGCACCUCCAUGCGGAGGUUUUUACAGUGAUGCGCGCCUGCUCCCGAAACGUUUUGAUAAUUAGACGCUCCUGUAAAUGAGUCUUAUGGAAUGUUAAAAAAAAAAUUUAAAUGUUGGACUUAAUGUGAAAUCAGCCCCGUUUGAGAUCUCUAUCUGCAAAAAAAAGACCAUUUAAAAUUCGGCCAGGCACCUAUAAGUGCUUUCCUCUUUUGAAUUUUGGGAAUUACCCGGUUUGCUCAGAUGCACUGAACCGCCUGUAAGUCAUUGGAGCAAUGUGGAAGUUGACGGGCUCAUGACAAGUAUGAGUAGCCAAGGUCUUAUUGUGCCAUAUUUAAGUGUCUCGGCCUUUUUUUUUUUGUUUUUUGUUUUUUGAAAUCUAUGCAGUUUUGGUCCGAUAUUCUUGCAAUUCUACGGCCAUUUUGUUCUUAAGUCAAAAAACCAUGAUCAUAAACAGGUGUGAGCAUUUUGUAAGGACUUCUUUUGUCUUUCUUUCUGGUGUAAUGGGAUUGAAAAUGGGUAUUGUGCCACUUUAUGUUGAUCUUAUGUUGUGCAAUAAAUCAUAUUUCAAAUGUG
Messenger RNA from Scophthalmus maximus (turbot), 5099 nucleotides. RefSeq names its product proto-oncogene tyrosine-protein kinase Src-like. The record is from RefSeq and is a predicted model, not a curated record. Gene Ontology annotation, cellular component: extrinsic component of cytoplasmic side of plasma membrane. Gene Ontology annotation, molecular function: ATP binding; non-membrane spanning protein tyrosine kinase activity; growth factor receptor binding. Gene Ontology annotation, biological process: cell adhesion; epidermal growth factor receptor signaling pathway; protein phosphorylation. Bases 645 to 2294 code for a protein of 549 amino acids. NCBI's taxonomy places the organism in Eukaryota, Metazoa, Chordata, Actinopteri, Pleuronectiformes, Scophthalmidae. The transcript is spliced from 13 exons.